ACCUCAAACUGUUUGAGAUGGACUUCCUCCUUAUAAAGGAAAGAGCCCAGCAGGAGAGAUCUAGCUCCACUGACAGUUCCCAGGUCCCAGCUCCCAGCUGCCUAACUACUGAGCAGCCCCCUGAAGAGAAGGAGCCCACCAGCCCAGAGCAGGUCCAGGACCCCCAGCUGAACCGCACCAUCACCGAACUGAAGGUGAAAUUCACAGAGCUGGAGAGAGAACUUGUACAACUGAGAGAGCUGAUCAGCCAACAGCCAUGCCAGCCCACCACAGCUCAGCCUGAUCCCUGUACCAUCAGCACAGAGCUGGGCAUGCUGAGGCAGGACAGGGACAGCUGCAGGAGAGAGCUGAGCCUGCUCAGGACUGAGAUCAGAGAGCUGCAUCAGGACAGAGAGCAGCGUCUAGCAGCACUGACAGCUCUGACAGAGGAGGUGGAGGAGCUCAGAGGAGAGAGAGAGGAGCACAGGAGAGAACUUACCUCUCUCUCAAAGGAGGUGGAGGAGCUCAGAGGAGAGAGAGAGGAGCACAGCAGAGCACUCACCACUCUGUCAGAACAGCCUCAGGAGAGAGGUGGAGCUACACAGGACCUGGAUGAAAAACUAGACCACAACCAGGACCCUGUGAGCAGCCAGGACCCACCAAUCCAAGAACCUACCCCCACUCCCAGCUCCACAUCCAGCCCACAGACCAGCACCUCCCCUCAUUCCACCAGACCAGCACAACAGAGAGAGAAGACAGACAUUGUCCUCCUCAUCGACUCCAAUGGAAAAUUCCUAAAUGAAAAGAAACUUUUCCCCACCCACAACGUGGCUAAAAUCUGGUGUCCAAACACCCACCAUGCCAUAGACCUGCUGUCAGAGGAGCGGCUUGGAUCUCCGAGUCACAUCAUCAUCCACACUGGCACCAAUGAUCUGGAGCCAGCAGGAGAGGACUUCCACCCUGACACCAUCCACAGGAUCAACAGCAGCCUGUCCAGAGACUGUGCACGGAGACCCAAUGUCCACCUAGCCCACCACCCCACCCUGGACAUCAGCUGUCUCUACGACCACGUCCAUCUGUUUAAAAGCACAGUCCCCAUCUUCGCCCAAACACUGAAAAGCGUCGCUCUCAACAGAGACCAAUCCACGGCCCGCAGAAAGAGCACAUCAGCCCACAACCCCACAGAACACCAAGACAUCCUCAACCAACAUCCAGACCAACACAAUGGAGACAAGACCACCUCAGCCCCACCCACAUCAUGUCCAAAUCAGACCCCACAAAGGCAACCAUGA
Molecule: messenger RNA, 1271 nt
Organism: Epinephelus fuscoguttatus (brown-marbled grouper)
Lineage: Eukaryota; Metazoa; Chordata; Actinopteri; Perciformes; Serranidae
Product: bromodomain-containing protein DDB_G0280777-like
Exons: 3
Coding region: 18-1271 (417 amino acids)
Source: RefSeq, a predicted model, not a curated record